Betta splendens (Siamese fighting fish) is the source of this 3843-nucleotide messenger RNA. Its product is annotated as NLR family CARD domain-containing protein 3-like. NCBI's taxonomy places the organism in Eukaryota, Metazoa, Chordata, Actinopteri, Anabantiformes, Osphronemidae. The record is from RefSeq and is a predicted model, not a curated record. The coding region runs from base 1048 to 3312 and encodes 754 amino acids. The transcript has 5 exons.
GUCAAUCAGCAGCUGGAUGAGCCGACUGAAAACACAUGUUCAACGUAAUCAGAAGGGAGUUGGAAAACCAGCAGGGGCACCGGCCCUGAGGACCUCAGUUUGGAGAGACACAAUCCACUUCUGUCAAACUAACACUGACAAGAAUCGGAUGUGGGGAGUUGGUGUUCAGGGUAGAAAGUGUGAAUCCAGCAGCAUGAAUCAGUGUAAGGACAGAGAGGAGGGAGCCCCUCCCUCUAAAACCAGUCUGUGUGGGGACCACGAGAACCAGAACAAAGCUCAGAGGUCCCAUCAGAGACGAGGAUCUGCUGAACCUGGACCUGAACCUGGACCUGGACCCAGCUGUGUGUCCUUCAAGAGUGACCAGUCAAACACCCAUUUUAUUAAUUUCAAAGAUCAACCUGUGUGAGUCACAGUGAGUUGUUGUUAGUUUAAAUCAUUCUCAACAAUCUGAUGUAAACAAAUCUCUGAUUUGUGUUGUUUCAAUUUCUUGAUCUGGUUGAUUUGUGUUUAAAGUGUUGAUGUGAAAGAGAAUUGAUCAAAUCUCCAUCCAGCAGUAGCUAAAGCUCUGAUCCUGUAGAGGGUCUCAGGGGCUGCUCCUCUUCUAAUGAAGUGCUGACAUCAAAGGAAGCAGCUGAUCAUCUCUGAUCAAAUCUGUUUAUUGACGUCUCUACAUGAAGGUUUUGGUCAAAUGUCUUGAAGCUUCUUCACUUGCAGCAGUAAAUUGAAGUUACUACUGGAGACUUUAGUUGUGAUGUUGUUGCAGUGGAGACGACUGUUUGUCCCCAGUGUCGACACCAGAGCCGAUGUCCAACAAUGAAUGAAUGUAGGAAGUAGUUAACUGUUCCUAGUUCAACAUAUUCCCACUGGGAGCUGCCCAGUACAACCAGUCUGAUCCCAGCAGACUCCUUGUUCCAACACUUCAGCCUUGUUCAGUGAGGGAGGCAGAGAUAUAUGUUGUUCAGAGCUGAGACUGAAGCAACUGACUGACAGUGAACCUUCACCACUACAGGGAGUCUCUGACUCACUGCUCACAUCCAACAUCACUUCAUGGACCUUUACCUUGUGUGUGUCUGUGUGUGGACUCAUUCUUCAUGGUUCCUCCACAGAGUGGACCAGCAGAGCUCAGAGGUUCCCAGUGCUCAGUCUGUCCAGCAGCACCAAACACACCUGGACUCCAUAUUUAUGCUGCUGGAGGAAAACAUUGUCACGUUUGUGAAGAAGGAGCUGAAGAAGAUGCAAAAGGUUCUGAGUCCAGAUUACCCAGAAUGCUUAGAGAGUCAGAGGGAGGAUGAGGAUGAGUUGGAUGGUGAGGAUGAAGAGCAGAGGAAGAGCAGCACAGACGCGUUUCUGAAGAUCACAGUGAACUUCCUGAGGAGGAUGAAGCAGGAGGAGCUGGUUGACUGUCUGCAGAACCCAGAUCUGAUGGUUCCAGUACCAGAGCCACGGCCCAUCACAUAUUACCAGCAGAUGCUUCAAUCAAACCUCCAAGACGAGUUUCUAUGUGUGAAACCAGGCUGGUCAGAAGUCGACCAACGUCUGGAUGACAUCUACACAGAGCUGUACAUCACAGCUGGGCCAGAUUCACACAUCAACACACAGCAUGAGGUCCAACAGCUUGAGACGACACAGCAGAAGCAAAGAUCAGCAGAGGAGCCAGUGAAGCCCAGUGACCUGUUCAAACAUCCCCCUGGUAAAUACAGACGCAUCAGAACAGUGUUGACCAAUGGAAUCGCUGGGAUUGGAAAAACAGUCCUUGUGAACAGGUUUGUGUUGGACUGGACCCAACAAAGGUCCAAUCAAGACGUGCAUCUGAUUUUCCCCUUCACCUUCCGUCGGCUGAAUCCACUGAAGGGACAGAAGUUUAGUUUGUCAGAGCUCAUUCAUGAAUGUAUCCCAGAAACUGAGUCCAUCAGCCUGGAGGCUCUGAAUUACAUCUUUACACAUCUACAGUCAUCAGGAAACAGCAACUAUGACAAGAGCAGCUUCAAACUUCUGUUUGUGUUUGAUGGACUGGACGAGAGUCGCCUCCAACUGGACUGUAGCACCAGUGAGAAGGAGACGGGUCAACGUGACGUCACAGAGUCCACCUCAGUGGAUGAGCUGCUGACAAACCUCAUCAGAGGAAAACUACUACGCUCUGCUCGCAUCUGGAUCACCACACGACCUGCAGCAGCCAAUCAAAUUCAUGGAGACUUUGUUGAGGUGGUGACGGAGGUCAGAGGGUUCACUGACCCACAGAAGGAGGAGUUCUUCAGGAAGAGAUUCACAGAUGAGGAGCAGAGCAACACAAUCAUGUCCCACAUCAAGACGGCACGAAGCCUCCACAUCAUGUGCCACAUCCCAGUCUUCUGCUGGAUCACUGCUACGGUUCUGGAGGAUCUGCUGGAAACCAGAGAGGGAGGAGAGCUGCCCAAGACCCUGACGGAGAUGUACGCAGAGUUCCUGGGGUUUCAGAUGGAUCGGACUAAAGACAAGUACGGACCAGAACAGAGCAGCAACUACAUCAAGUCAUUGGCUAAACUGGCUUUUAAGCAGCUGCUAAAGGGAAACUUGAUCUUCUAUGAGGAAGAUCUGAAAGAGAGUGGGUUCAAUGUCAGUGGAGCCUCAGUGUGUUCAGGAGUGAUCACAGAGAUCUUUAAACAGGAGCGAGGGAGGAAAACCAAGGACAAGAUGUUCAGCUUUGUUCAUCUGAGCGUUCAGGAGUUUCUGGCUGCUGUUCACAUGAUGCUCUGUUACACCAACGGGAAGAUGGAGAAACUGGAGAACUUCCUGAAAGACUACAAACACACAGAAUCAAUCCUUAAAAGAAUAAAACAGGUGUUUGUUCAUCCGUCAACUCUCUCAUCUUUGGAGGUUGUUGUGAAUAGAACCAUUUUUAAAUCCCUUCAGAGUCCAAGUGGCUACUUGGACCUGUUUGUUCGCUUCCUUCAUGGCCUCUGUCUGGAGUCCAACCAGAGAAUCUUGGGAGGUUUGCUGGGUCACACAGAGAACAGUCCAGAAACCAUCCACAGAAUCAUCAACAACCUGAAAAAGACAAGGAGUGAUAUAAUCUCUCCAGACAGAAGCAUCAACAUCUUCCACUGUCUGAUGGAGAUGAACGACCACUCAGUUCAUCAGCAGAUCCAAGAGUUCCUGAAGUCAGAGAACAGAUCAGAGAAGAAACUCUCCUUGAUCCAGUGCUCAGCUCUGGCCUACAUGCUGCAGAUGUCAGAGGAGGUUCUGGAUGAGUUGGACCUGAGCCAGUACAACACAUCAGAGGAGGGACGACGGAGACUGAUCCCAGCUGUGAGGAACUGCAGAAAGGGUCAGUAAGUCCAACGUUAAUGUGAUCAUUAAUAUUCUACAGCAACAUGAAGCUAAAGCCUCAGUGUUAAAGAGAAACACUUCACACAGAAUCUAAAAGUUCACAGGGUGAAAACAUCAACUACUGGUUCCUAGAAAACAUCUUUGUUGAGAAUCAGAUCAAGCAGCUGUAAAGUUUGUGAACAUCUGGAACUUCUGCCUUUCUUUACAUGAUGGAGUGUAAUGGAGGUUGUCUCCAUUAUCAAUAAACUCCACAGUGCAUCAAUUCAUUAACUGUUUAUUGUUUGGAAAUUUAAAAAUAAUACAACCCAUAAUCAUAGUUUAAAGUUUUUUUUUAAUCUACAGGUUUAAAUUAUUCAGAUGGACAUUGAUUUACAUGUACUCACCUCAUGUGCACUGCUUGGUGUGGUGUGGUGGAAAUUUUCCAUAAAGAAGCAGAUGAGAGAUUUGUCCUUUUGUGAAAUUUAUUGAAAUAAUAAAGAAAAUAAAAAUAAUGGAGAAAGCAAAUAAAAAGCAUGGAUGUUGAUCGUGCACAUCAAC